This is a messenger RNA of Lathyrus oleraceus (garden pea), 453 nucleotides long. RefSeq lists its product as uncharacterized. The transcript has a single exon. The coding region runs from base 1 to 453 and encodes 150 amino acids. NCBI's taxonomy places the organism in Eukaryota, Viridiplantae, Streptophyta, Magnoliopsida, Fabales, Fabaceae. The record is from RefSeq and is a predicted model, not a curated record.
AUGGCCGGAAGAAACGCUGGGAGGAAUGAUGAGGCUCUUGCUGCAGCUAUGCAGGCAAUGGCUCAGGCGUUCCAGAACCCACCCAAUGCUGACGAGAACAUGGGGUCUCGUAGUCUGGCGACGUUUCAGAGGGAGAACCCGCCUACUUUUCUGGGUAGGUAUGAUCCUGAAGGAGCCUUGGCUUGGUUAAAGGAGAUUGAAAGAAUCUUCAGAGUGAUGGAUUGCACUCUUGUGAAAAAGAUCCGUUAUGGAACUCAUAAGCUGUCAGGUGAAGUCGAUGAUUGGUGGGUGGACACUCGUCUAAGGUUGGAAACUGCGGGCGAGGAGAUUACUUGGGAAGUGUUUCGUAGAGAAUUUCUGAAGAAGUAUUAUCCAGAAGAUAUGCGAGGAAAGAAAGAGAUUGAAUUCCCUGAGUUGAAGCAAGGGAACUAUAUCUACGUCUCUUGUGUGUAA